Bipolaris maydis ATCC 48331 is the source of this 255-nucleotide messenger RNA. Lineage: Eukaryota; Fungi; Ascomycota; Dothideomycetes; Pleosporales; Pleosporaceae. The record is from RefSeq and is a predicted model, not a curated record.
AUGCCCUCCCCUAGCCACACUCACAACCCCGUAUCCCACACCCUUACGCGAUCGAACAUUCAAUCCUGGAAAGACAGUAUCAAGCAAGCACGCCAAAACUGCGCGUUUGUAGAAACAUGGCCGUGCAUGUAUUGCCAGGGCUGUAUCGAUCUAAAUAGUUUGCGGGAUCAUACGCGGUUUCGGUGCCGGAAUACCAAAUGUAUUGGUGUGGGCAAGUUGCAGGUGACGUGUUUUUGGGACAUCAAGGGCUCAUGA